Molecule: messenger RNA, 1749 nt
Organism: Zonotrichia leucophrys gambelii
Lineage: Eukaryota; Metazoa; Chordata; Aves; Passeriformes; Passerellidae
Gene: PRRX1
Product: paired related homeobox 1
Exons: 4
Coding region: 135-872 (245 amino acids)
Biological process (GO): regulation of transcription by RNA polymerase II
Cellular component (GO): nucleus
Molecular function (GO): DNA-binding transcription factor activity, RNA polymerase II-specific; RNA polymerase II cis-regulatory region sequence-specific DNA binding
Source: RefSeq, a predicted model, not a curated record
UGCCGUCGGGUCCCGUCCCGCUCGCCCCGCUCCGCUCCUCGCUACUCCCCCCUCUGGAAGCGCCGGCGGCUGGGGGGGCGCGGGGGCGGUGGGCGCCCGCGGGGGGCGAGGGCAGAGCAGCCCCGCUCGGCACCAUGGCGUCCAGCUAUGCCCACGCCAUGGACAGGCAGGCCCUGCUGCCCGCCCGCCUCGACGGCCCCGCCGGCCUGGACAAUUUACAAGCCAAGAAGAACUUCUCCGUGAGUCACCUGCUGGACCUGGAGGAGGCGGGCGACAUGGUGGCCGCCCAGGCGGAGGAGGGCGGCGGCGAGCCCGGCCGGAGCUUGUUGGAGUCCCCCGGGCUGACCAGCGGCAGCGACACCCCGCAGCAGGACAAUGAUCAGCUGAACUCAGAAGAGAAGAAGAAAAGAAAGCAGAGGAGGAACAGGACUACCUUCAACAGCAGCCAGCUGCAGGCACUAGAGAGGGUCUUUGAGAGGACUCACUACCCCGAUGCCUUCGUACGGGAGGACCUUGCACGCAGAGUCAACCUCACUGAGGCCAGAGUUCAGGUGUGGUUCCAGAACAGGAGAGCCAAGUUCCGCCGGAACGAGCGCGCCAUGCUGGCCAGCAAGAACGCCUCGCUGCUCAAAUCCUACUCCGGCGACGUGGCGGCCGUGGAGCAGCCCAUCGUACCCCGGCCCGCUCCCAGGGCCACCGACUACCUGUCCUGGGGCACCGCCUCGCCCUACAGUGCCAUGGCCACCUACUCUGCCACGUGUACCAACGCCAGCCCAGCACAGGGCAUGAACAUGGCCAACAGUAUUGCCAACCUGAGACUGAAGGCAAAGGAAUAUAGUUUACAGAGGAAUCAGGUGCCCACAGUCAAUUAACAGCUGGGGGCAGCUGCCUUGCAGAAGGAGAAGACACAGCAGCACCCGUCCUGCUUUGCAACUUGUCUGUGCUGAAAGAAAAAAUGAAAGAAAAAGAGAACAGCAACAAGAAGAAGAAAACACCAUCAAGACAAAAGAGAAAAAAAAAGAAAAAAAUAAAAAGAAGGAAAAAAAAGCCAACCCUCACCCAGAACUGAACACGGGGAGCAAACAGAACCUGUGAGUGAUCAGGUUCCUCCUUCCUUUUGGGAUAAUGCCACCGUUUUUUAUUUUCUUGUUAUCGUCGGGUUUAUUGCUUCUGCUCAAUAUACUGCGAGCUUCUUCAGUAAAGGACAGUCUCACCCUUGCUGGUUUCCAUUUUUGUGAGGGACUGCACAAAGAAACCUCUGCCAGUCUCAGCCCACGGAGCAGUCCCAGCCCCAGCACGCUGAGAUCCAAAGCUUGCUCAUCUCCCUGCUGCCCCAGCUCACCCUAGAAGAAGAAGAAUUUGUUUGGUCACCGAUUCCCACCCCACCCUGAUCCCUCCAGUCCCUUGUGCCACAGAGGCAGCACGUUCCUCUCAGCCUGCCAGAAGCCCAUUUAGUGCAGCAAGAUGGAUUCCUGCUGGCUGAGCUGCCUGGAAAACCUCCCUGGGCUCUGCAGGGCUCCAUUGUUUGGUGGAGCAUUCCCUGCACUGCUGCCUCAAAAAGCCAAAGAAGAGAGCAAAGCCAACAUGGUGGGUGUGUGAGCAGGGGGAUCUCUCUGUAGUGCCAAGAUCAGGACUGUCAGGACACUCCUUCCUAUGCCUUACAGUUUGUGCCACAGGGAAAGGCAUUGUCCAGAUGCAUUUGUUUUAUAUAUACUGUAUAUAUUUAUAUAUAUAAGAUAAUACAUGCAA